AUGGGCGAUAAUACCAGCAGCAAGAGAAGUCGGCUAUCAGUUGUCGUUGACGGAUUAGAUUAUGUGGAGAGUAGCAGUCAUGACAACGGUACGCAUGUAGUGGUCGAAGGAAAUUCGCACGUCGUGGCGAUUCACAGGAGGUUUAUUAUUGAGAGGAAUAGCAACACCGAUACGAAAAGUCGUAUUACGUGGAAAUGUGCAUCAUUGCCCUGGGAGAAGCUUCAGUUCUGGGAACCACGUAUUGUGGAUGGAUUUAGUUUAUAUUCUGAGGAUAAGGCUCCAGAGAAUGCUAUUGUUACUCCCAAGUAUUCGUUUUACCAUUCUGCUCAAUACGAAGGCCCUAGCGAUGUGGAUGGGGUAGAGUUGGAUUGGCAAAACUGUGAUAUUGAUGUAAGAUAUGGCAUACAAGAAACUGUUGUGGAUCAGUGGUGUCCAUUGCCUGAGGGAGAGCGAAUCGUUUACGGUAAGGACGGUGAUGACACAAGAAGGGCAGAGUUUGGUAUCUUUAAUUUGGAAUUGGACGACGGUAUAGAUGUAGGACUCGAAGGAAUCAUCUGUAGAUGGAAUAGUACGGGAAUUGAGAAAUGUCAAAAAAGCUUGACUAUGUUUAAGAAGGCUCACACGUUGUCUAUGGAGAAAAUUGAUAUCAGGUUAAUUGAACCCGUUGGCAUGCAUCCCAAUUUGGAAAUUGAUUUACAAGAAACCGUGCCCUAUACUGAUAAAUGUGAAAUUUUCAUGUAUGUGACACUACCGAAGAACCUUUUCGUUGACAGGUUUGGUGGUCAUAUUACGGAUUCAGUAAGUCCUCUUUUCGUAUCUGGUUUAACAGAUCUAGAAAAACCAAGUUACCAGCUGCAAAAUGCCAAUGAUGGCUGGGGUUCAGAAGCUCUUUACCGUUUGCGUAGUGGCACCCUGAAUAGAAUAGAAUUUCAUUCGAGAUACUCCGGACCGAGAGGCACGGCCGGAGAAGAAACGCCGAAUGCCGAAUGUGUAAAGUUUAAGCCUAUCUUAUUCGAAGCUUGCGAUACAGAAAUAAGCACUUUGCUUCAAAAUCCGUUCUAUAGCAAAGCACUGGGCUAUGAAGCAUAUUUUACGAAUGAUACUAUGUUCCAUCAUUUCCAAAGCUCGGAAAUUGAAGUCAAGAUCCCUACCGCUCAUUGGAAUGACUACGAAAAAACCCAAUGGUUCACCGGUUUGUGCUUGUUGGGUUCCAUUUUCUAUUUGUUUUACAAGCUAUUUUCCGGAUCCAAACGGAGCCCUUAA
Molecule: messenger RNA, 1263 nt
Organism: Zygosaccharomyces rouxii
Lineage: Eukaryota; Fungi; Ascomycota; Saccharomycetes; Saccharomycetales; Saccharomycetaceae
Gene: PBN1
Product: Pbn1p
Exons: 1
Coding region: 1-1263 (420 amino acids)
Biological process (GO): GPI anchor biosynthetic process; protein processing
Cellular component (GO): endoplasmic reticulum membrane; glycosylphosphatidylinositol-mannosyltransferase I complex
Molecular function (GO): mannosyltransferase activity
Source: RefSeq, a predicted model, not a curated record